CGCCGCGUGCGGACGGAGGCGGCGCAGGCGGGAAGGGGCGCGAGGCGACGGGAGUUCACAAUCCUAAAAAUGUGACCUGUGGACCGAAGAGUUCUAAAAUGCAGUCCACAGCUGCCUUCUAUCUGUAGCAGUGUGAAGACCAAAUCAAUCAGCUUCAGGUUUUGAUUGCUGGUUAAUGCAAGCAACAGGCUUUUAAUCUAACAAAAUAGAUUAGAGUGUCAGCAGAUUAUUAGGGCUAUGUAUGUUUAUUGGUAGUUUAAAAAACUGAUGUGAUUGAGCCCAAAUCCACAUGAGUAGCUUUGCUGAUAUAAGUGUGUUCAUAUCUGGGCCCUUUAUCUGUAAAUUAGCUAUAGUGCUUUUGCUCCUGGCAAAUUUAGUUCCUGAUCUUGUAAAGGCUUAUGCAUAUGCUUAACUUUAUGCAUGCGAGUAGUCUCAUUGAAAUCAAUGGGACCAAUAUGCAUAAAGUUAAGCACAAAUUUUGCAGGACUAGGCAUUAAAUGCUAUGAUGAGGAGCACUCUACAAAUAGAAAUAGAAGUUAAUUUUAUCCCCAGUUCUGCAAAUUUGGGUGCCACUGGUUCAACAAAAUUAAGAAUUGUCUUUUUUUUCCCUUAACUCUUUGGCCCUGUUCUUGCCAUCCUUACUUAGGCAAAAAUUCUCAAUGAUUUAAAUGAGAGCUUUGCUUGAGCAGCAGACCCACUAUGGAAGUGUUAGAUGUAAUUUCAGUAACUUUAUCAAAUUAUUACAAAAAAAUUAAAAUCCGUUUUCCAGCCUUUUUUGUUUCUUAAAACAAAGAAAGAAAAGCACUUGAAAGCUUCUAUAUAGAGGGUGAAGAACUUACCUUUAAGAAAAAGAAAUUGAAUGCAUUUGACUUUAAAAGGAAAAUAUUUUUAAAAAAUUGGGGUGGGGCAUGAUUUAAAUGUUUUCCUGUUAUUCAAGACAUGAGAAUGGGGAACAAAGGAAGGAUACCCAACUUAUACAAUGCUGUACAUAUAGCUAAAACGAAUUUAUAACAAAAAUCCAGGUGUAAUUUUUACUAUUCCAUCUCCUGUAAAAUUUGAACCUGUUCCUUGAAAAUAUUAUUGUCCUUGGUAGGAGUAGUAUGAGGAAAUUCUUUAUUCUUAGAUAUACAGCAAUAACGUAUUCUUUUUGUGGUGCUUCUGAGAUGUAUAUGUCCUGUUUGAGAGAGAGAUGAUGCAGACGGGAUGAAAUUCACCUCUCAGCAGGUCCUGUAACCUGGACCUACUUUUUUCUAGGCAUAUAGCACCAUCAGUUACAAACUUAUAAACAGGGACAUUUUUGUGGGACAUCUUUUGACCCUGUUGAAAUACAUAAGAUUCAGUAAUUUUUUUGGAAUGAUGUAGUGAAUAAAUGCGAACUUUUUCAUGUUUGCAGCAGCACUGGAUGGUUGUAAGGAACUUCAGAUUUCACAGAUAAUUCAGGCAUAUUUUAAUUAUGGACUAGUUCUGGAAUCUUGCUAUACACUAAUGCAGUUUUCAAGCUCUGAGUCUUGCCCUAGUUUAUCAGAAACCAAAGCAUAUUCCCUGACCAAACAUUAAAGGUGGGUAAACAUGGACCAGUACCACCUCAGUGAUGAAAACUUCAUCCAAUCAGAGAUGCAUGUUCCUGGAUUUUCAGAGAGUCAAGGGCUGAACUGUAGUGACACUCUCAACCUUAAGCUGUGUCCAGAUACAAGAGACAUAAUGUAUACUGGCCUAAGCAGCCUAGAUAUGGAUCCUAGCCUUUCAGCUGCAGAUAUGGCUAAUGACACUUUGGAGGACAAUUUAGAUGCACUGUCUUUGUAUUCUGUGAAGGACUGUGAUUAUGUUAAACUCCUUGAUGAGUCUGACUUUGGCUCACAGCCUUCUUUGUGUGAAUUGGGACUUCCUAUCCCAGCAGCACCUAAAGAAGUUGAACAGGAAGGCAAGUCCAGUUCUGGUAGUGCCAGGAAAGGGAAGCAUCAGCACAGCUCUCCUCAAAACCCUGUCCUGGAUUGCAGUCUCUGUGGGAAGGUGUUCAGCAGUGCCAGCUCUCUUAGCAAACAUAACCUGACUCACAGCCAGGAACGGAAAUACAUCUGCAAAAUCUGCAGCAAGGCUUUUAAACGGCAGGACCACCUGAGUGGACACAUGCUAACACACCAGAAAACAAAACCAUUUGUGUGUAUAGAACAGGGAUGCAAUAAGAGUUACUGUGACCAUCGGUCGUUGCUUCGACAUUAUGAAAUGCAACAUGGCUUGUCUAUCUUAAAGGAGGCCACCUGUGAUGACGAUGCCUGUAAGGUCUCAUCACCUUCUCAUGAUGCAUUUGUCCAAAGAGGACAAGGUAGCUUGAGAACGGAGAGGCUGGCUGUUCACUCUCAAUCCAAAUCUCCAAAUCCUAGCCUGCCCAACAGAGACCUACUGAAAUGUAUUGUUAGCAGCAUUGUAAAUCAGAAGCUUCCAUCAACUCCAGCAUCGUCUGCAAAGGACUUGAAAAGUUCACUGCAGUCUUGCUCCUCUGCAGCUGAUCAGGUUUCUUGCAUCCCAUCUAGCAUGACUGCACUAUUUGAAGCUACAGGUGACAAGAUGGUGAAGGAGCAUUAUCCUUGCCAAAAGAAUGCCACCUCUUCCAAUGUGUAUGCCAUAAUAAAUCCUGGUAAUUUAUCUGUGAUCGCACCAGGAGAAAAUACAGUUAGCAGUUUGACUGAUACAUCCCUACUUUCAGAAUCACAGUUUCCUUUAGAGACUACAGGUUUGGAGUAUUGGCCAAACAGCACUUUACCUUGUUUUCCAUUAUUCAGAGGCCAGAAGAUUUCUGCAAACUCCUCCCAUCAGUCAGGCAGUAAUUUUCAGUGGAUCAGAAACAUGCCAGUUUGUACUAAAGGCAAAGGGAAUAGUGUUUAUAUUAAUCACAAUCCAUCUGUUACAGCUCAGAAUAUUUCAGGUGGGUUUCCUGGACCUUCUCACGCAUUCGACUCAUUUGCACAGAUGUAUGAGUGUCCAGAUGCUCUGUCAGUCGCACUUUUGAAGACCCAAGGGGAAAUCUCAGGUGAAACAAAGCUCAGCAGUUUUGAGGAAACCUUUAGGCCAACAAAAAGACAAGAAUGUGACAUUGAUUCCUGUCACUGGCAGAACAUUCAGAAGCAUAGUGUGUUACAGAAUGACGCUAACCCACACUUCAGGCAGCUUUUCAUGGAAUCCUCAGUGAACCAGGAGCAUAUGCAAGUGCAGCAACACCUGCUCCAAAUGUUCACCAAAUCUCAACACAUUUUGUCCCACACCCAGGUGGUGGCUCCAACACAGAAAGCAACUUCUGAGGUGAAACAGACUAUAGAAAAACCACUCCAAAAUGUAUUGCAACAGCAGCAGCAAGCUGACAUGAUUCACUCUCUUCUAGAGCACACAGAAGGUGAAGGGUCUCCCAUGUAUAUGCAAAAGACUUUGACCCAGUAUCAGAAGGAUGUGUCAUCUGUUAGUGAGGAACAAGACCAAAUAGAAAGGCAGCAAGCAGCAGUUGCUUUGCAGUCUUCUCAGUCCCUGUCUGACCCUCUCAUAAAUUCAGACUCUGUUUACUCUGCCAAGCAAACUAGACCCUUGAAAGGCUGUGUGGCAUUCAAAGAUACUGACAACCCAACCCAACCCCAGGCUGUAGUAUGUGAUAAAGCCCUGGGAAACUCUACUUCUGGGAAAUCACGUCAGUGGGAAAAUAAUGCUUUUGUAUAUAGCGACAAAGAGAAAAAUGAAAGAUAUUGCAAAGGAACAGGUGGCAAACUACAUUCCAGCAGUGGUAGACCUCGACGCUUGCCCAGUGUCCGAAAAGAGAAGCUGAAGUUUGACCUAUCUUGCACAGCUUCUCCAAGUCAAGUGGCCAUGGCUUCCUUUUCAUUACCUGGGACUUCACCCAGUCAUGUGACUGAAAGGAAACACAAACUAACCAUUUUUAAUAGGAUUCAGGGUGGAAAUAUCUACAGCCUUACUAAUGCAGUGAGGGAAGAAAACUUGUCAGCUGGAUGUAAUAACACCAGUGGUGUCCCUGCAGAUGGGAACAGAUAUGCAAGUGGUUUCAUUUGCAAGACCUGCAGUCAGCUGUUCUACACCAAGAAAGGUUUAAACAGCCAUAUGUGUUUCCAGAGUGAACAAUGGCAUUCACCACCAGGGAAAAUGGAACAGCAGGUGUACAGUGCAGAAAACUUAAACCCUCAGAAAUUGUCACUCAAGCCAAUAGGAGAUGGAAACUCUCCAUCAGAAAUUAAGAAACCUUUAGAAGACGUAACAGUGGCACCUCUUGUGAUCCCAGUCUCUGUACCUGUGACAGCUAUGAACCAACAGACCAAGAACAAAGUUAUUGAAAAGGAAAGCCAGGGUGAGAAGGAUCUCAGAAAAAGUUUGCCCCCAAAAAAGAGGAAGAGGCAGACUCGUCCCAAAUCGCUCUUUAUCCCACCUCCACCUCCGUUGUGUGCUGAGAUGCAGCCAGCCAUGAUGGGAGGAUGCCAUGAGAGUAAUCUUCGAUCACCUGUCUACAUGGUUGACCACCUCCUGAGAGACUUAUUCCAAAACUCUCCAUAUACCCCACCUCCUAUGCUCAGCCCAAUACGGGAGGGAUCAGGACUUUAUUUCAGCACUCUUUGUUCUUCCUCUACUAAUGCUGAUCCCAACAAGCUGUACAGUACCAUUCUAGGCAGAAUGGAUAGAGACUUUGGAUUCUCUCUUGUGAAAGAUAACACCAAAAUCAGCAUAAAGCCACACAUUAACAUUGGAAACCGGUUUCAGGCAGAGAUACCAAACCUCCAGGAUAGAGCAUUUUUAGAAAAUGAUGAACAUGCAGCUUCGUUAGUGUGGAAACCCUGGGGAGACAUCGCAACCAACCAGGAAACACAGGACAGAGUAACAGGGCUACUAAAUGUGGCCUGCUCCAGUGUGAUGCCAGGGGGAGGGACCAAUCUAGAACUAGCCCUGCAUUGUCUGCAUGAAGCACAAGGCAAUAUUCUGGAGGCCCUAGAGAUGCUGCUGUUUAGAGGACCUCAGAAAGCUCCAUCCCACCCACUUGCUGACUAUUGUUACUCAGGUUCAGAUGUAUGGACACCUGUUGAGAAGCAGUUGUUUAAAAAGGCUUUUUGCCUACAUAAGAAAGAUUUUUACCUGAUACAGAAGAAGAUUCAGACUAAGAAUGUGUCCCAGUGUGUUGAAUAUUACUAUAUCUGGAAAAAAAUAAUAAAAUUUGACUUCAGUCGACCGAAAAUUGCAUACAGCCCAAAGAAAAUGCAUGGUUAUCUGCCUAGACAAGACAUGAAGAUAAAGUCAAAGAAUUACAAAAAAGCAUCACACAAGACAUACAGUCCAGCCUGCAGUCAGAGGGGAACUCCAGACCAGCCUGGGAGCACAGACUAUCAGGGUGCAUUUCCGUGUAAAGAGUGUGAAAGGGUGUUCGACAAGGUAAAAAGUCGGAAUGCUCAUAUGAAAUGCCACCGUGUGCAGGAGCAGAUGGAGCCGCUGAUACAUAUUAAAUGGCCCAUAAAACAUUAAAAAAUGAGCCAAAGAUGAAAGAAACAAACUCACACGUUGACCUUCUCCAAUGGUAACUGGGAAACCAUGCGGGGUAUCAGUGGUGGUAGUCUUGUCUAAGCUUGGAAAAUAUGUAAAUGUUUUUUAGCAUCUGAUCAGUUGCUGAUCAGCUCUGUGCAGGGUUAGCUGACAUGACAGUGUGCCCAGCCCACACUUCAGCUUAUACCAUUGUUGGCACUGCAGAAAAAACACUCACUGUUUUUCCUAGUGCAGCAGCACCUGGUGAGGCUGGAAAGAAACCUCCACUUGAAGGUACGGAAAGGAAAGUUGUAACUGUUUGUAUUUGGUAGGAUGCCAAAGCCUAUUUGGAUGUUUUUAGUGUUUAGCAUCAAUAUAACAUUGUUGGUGUCAAGUUUAACUAUAAAGAAACAUUAAGGCAUUAAAUGCUCUUUACUUACAUUAACAGAGAAGGGAUGUGUGUGUUCAAUUAAGUAUACAUGCCUGGCACUGAAUUACAAUUAUGCAUGGUUGAAAAAAAUAUAUAGUUGUUAAUGACUGUAAAAUAGCUGUUGUACAAAUAUGAGAGGCUCUGUACUUCUGCUUUAGUUAAAUUAAAAAAAAAAGCCCUUUUGCCUCCAUUUAAAAAUAAAAGUUGGAUGUGAAUAGCCCUUGUUUCUUACCAUAAGUUUAUGGGUUCAGUUGCUGCUGUUAGAAGAAGUCAAAAAUAGGAAAAUCAAUGAGAAAUUGCCAUUGUAUUUAUAUCUUUUUUGCCGAAACGUGAUGGUCAUGCCCUGCAUUUCAGAUUUAAUAUGUAGUCCUGCGAUGAUCCGUGCAUUGUUAUUUUGUAUGUGCUCUCUGCAUAGCUUAUUAAAUUGGGUUCUUGAGCUCCA
This is a messenger RNA of Gopherus evgoodei (Goodes thornscrub tortoise), 6371 nucleotides long. It is a transcript of the gene ZNF541, whose product is annotated as zinc finger protein 541. NCBI's taxonomy places the organism in Eukaryota, Metazoa, Chordata, Testudines, Testudinidae. The record is from RefSeq and is a predicted model, not a curated record. The coding region runs from base 1570 to 5502 and encodes 1310 amino acids. The transcript is spliced from 17 exons. Gene Ontology annotation, cellular component: transcription regulator complex; histone deacetylase complex. Gene Ontology annotation, molecular function: transcription corepressor activity. Gene Ontology annotation, biological process: regulation of transcription by RNA polymerase II; negative regulation of DNA-templated transcription.